AUGACGCCCGCCAUCGUGCGGGCGCUUUCCAGAGCCGAAGACAUCUCGCCGGAGGAAUUCGGAAAGCUUCAGCUUCCAUCGGAGCCCUCGCUCGCAGGACCCCAGCCGGGGAACCCCAUCUCGCACAGCCAGUUAAUCGACCUCUCGAAGUUGCUCAAGAAGCACGCCUCUGCCACUUCUACCGGUGAAAACCAAGAAGAGGAGCCACCCGUUGUCUACACUCUCAACACCCUCCUCCGCUCCUCUAAAAUCUACAUUCCCCCGCCCCCACCAAAGCCCGAGCCAAGCCCCUCGUACGUCGCCCUAAUGGCCCGCCUCCGCGCCGAAGAAGAAGCCCGCGCCUACACCCGCAUGCUUAACCCCCCAACCUCGUCGUUCACUUCCGCCCGUCGCCCUCCCUCUGCCCCCGUCCAAUUCAGCAUCGGAACCGACGCCCCGCUUGACGAAGACGACGUCGGCUACGAGGAGGUGCACCGCCAGAUGAUUCUUAUCAUCAAUGUUUUGGUGUCGAUAGUAGCGUGUGCGGUGUUUAUAUGGGUGGCAGCGCGGCAUUGGAGCGUCGCGAAGAGGCUUGGUUUGAGUAUGGGUGGGAGCGGGGCUGUUGCGAUUGCGGAGGUGGCGGUGUAUAGUGGGUAUGUGCGGCGAGUCAAGGAGGCGAAGAGGAGGGAGAAGAAGAAGCCUGAGAUCAAGGAGAUUGUCCAGAGCUGGGUGAUUGAUAGGGACAGCAACAAAGAAGUCCCUGUGUCGGGAGGGUUGAAAGGCAAGCCCGAAGAGUGCAUAAGGUAUAGGAAGGGGAAGCAUCGUUAA
Messenger RNA from Trematosphaeria pertusa, 807 nucleotides. RefSeq lists its product as uncharacterized. Lineage: Eukaryota; Fungi; Ascomycota; Dothideomycetes; Pleosporales; Trematosphaeriaceae. The record is from RefSeq and is a predicted model, not a curated record. Gene Ontology annotation, biological process: vacuolar proton-transporting V-type ATPase complex assembly. Bases 1 to 807 code for a protein of 268 amino acids. The transcript has 2 exons. Gene Ontology annotation, cellular component: endomembrane system.